UAUGAUAAACAAAAUUUGUACUCCAAUUCAUUUAUCAGUUAAAAAAGGUCAUGAUUAGGUUAUUACACUAUUAUUUGAAUCAGAUUCUAAUAUAUAGGCAGUUGAUGAAAGAAGUUGGACUCCUUUACACUAUGCAUCAUUUUAUUAAAAUAGAAAUGUUGUUCAUUUAUUAAAUAAGUAUGAUGCUGAUGAAGAUCGAUACUAUGCAAUUAGAACAAGUAAAGCAUAAAAAGCUGAUUAGAACUAGAGGAGAAAAUUAUCUUAUUGUCAAAUAUCCAUUAUCAGAGAAAGCAGAUAAGACACUAAAGGACAAAUGUAUGAAAUUUUGCUAAUAAAUUCAUAGAUUGUAACAGUGCUUUAGAUUAUGCAGAAAAAUAAGAUAAUUAGAAGAUUAAGGAAUAGUUAUAAGGAUAAUAAUGAUUUAUUAAUUCAAUAUUUUAUUAUGUUUUUUGAAUUUGGUUUUUUUUUUAUAGUUAUAAUACUUGGAGAGGAAAUUGUAUAUGAUGUUAAAAGCGCAUGUAGAUGUCAAUAAAUAUUGAGUGAAGGUGAUUGUAACUAAAAAUGUAAAUGGAAUACUGAUAAAAAAAAAUGUUAUGAUAGAAAAUGUUAUGAAAUAGAGGAUGAAGAAGCAUGUUUUAUUAGAAAUUGCAAUUAUAUAGACAACUAAUGUUAAAAUUUAGAUAGUUGUAGUGAUAUAUUAGUUAAAUUUUUUUGCAAUUUAAGUUCUAAAUGCAUUUAUGAUGAUUCAACUUAAAAUUGUAGAGAGGAAAUAGUUUAAGAAUAGAAUUGUGAUUCCUUUUUUACAAAAAAUGCAUGUUCAAAUUAUGUUGAUUCAAAUAAUAAUUAUUGUGUAUGGAUUGAUAAUGAUGUUGAUGAAGGAUAUGUCUAAUAACCUGGACAUGAUUAUGGUUCUUGUAAAAGUUAUCCAUUUUAAACUUGUGAUAGUGCAAAUUUAGUAUUUAAUCCAAAAGAAUUAUGUGAAAGAAAUAGAAUUUCAUGUAUGUGGUUAAAUGAUAGUUGUUAACAAAAGGAUUGUCUUUUCAUAGGAAAUGAUGAAUAAUUAUGUAAAAAUAGCUUUGCUUCUAUUAAAGAUGGAGAUAAGACUUUAUUAUGUAGUUGGAAUGCUUUGACACAAUAAUGUGAAAAUGGGUUUGAUAUUUCAACAUUGAAAUAAGAAGAAUGUUAUUCUGAAUAAACAUUAUUUUAAUUAACAUUUGAUGAUUCAAAGUAGAAAUGCACAAAAUGUCCUGGAAUAGGAAUGAUUGUUAUGUGUAGUCUAUUAAUUUAAUUGAUAUUUUUAUGA
Paramecium pentaurelia is the source of this 1303-nucleotide messenger RNA. The record is from the annotation of a GenBank genome assembly. NCBI's taxonomy places the organism in Eukaryota, Ciliophora, Oligohymenophorea, Peniculida, Parameciidae.